AUGUCAGAUGAUCACGCAUUCUCAGACUUACAAGAUCUUUCAUCGUCUACAUCUGCCAGAGGUGAAGAUGAACCACAAUCUCAAAACCCAAUAUUCGAUUACGCAAGAGCUCUAGUAUUUCAACAACAACCACCACCUUCCACCCACAACCACCUACACACUGACUCCCAUUCCGACUCAGACUCUUCCAAUAAUAACCCAGAUACACACGAUAUAUCCCAACUCAUCCAAACCCAAAGCACAAAACUAUCCCUCUCCCAAAAACGAGACGAAUUAAUAACCCAAAGAAGUCAACUAAGUAAUGAAAUUGAUGAAUUACGAUCAAAACUACGAACAUUACGACAACAACAAAUUUAUAAAACCCGUCAAGCCCAAUUAAAAACCUUACUUGAUCAAAAUAAUCAAGAAAAUAUCACGUCUUUAGGAAUAAUCAAACAACGUGGAGAUAAUGAUGAUAAAGUCUGGAAAAAAUUCAAUGUUUCCCCAUCAUUGGAUUGGAAUCAGAGAUUGGAAUAUGUGAAGAUGUUUAUACCAUAUUUGGAACUUGAACAAUUAUAUACGAUGAAUUAUUAUGAUCGAGAAGAUAGAUUGAUUAGAAGUAUUGAAUUUGUGGUGGUGCUGCCAUUGUUGUUUAAGAUUGGGAUUAGGAUAUUGAUUAAAUGUGAAGAUAAUUCAUUGAUGAAGAUUGAGAUUAAAGAAGGUGAAUUGGUCGGGGUUGCUUUGGUGGCUCCGGAUUUUCAUCGGGUGUUGAUGAGGAAUUAUAUACCGGGAAGGAAAAUUGAUUGUAUUAUGUUUGGAUUUAAUUCGGUUUCGAAUUUAUUACAGAGGAGGAUAUCGAUAAUGUAUAAAUUGAUUAGAAUGUUUAGGAGGUUUAUUCAAGAUGAAAGAUUCGAGGAAUUGUUACGAGAUGAAGAAAUGUCAGAUCAGAUAAGAUUGUUUUCGAUAUUGAAAUCGAUUGAGAGAUUAGAAUUGGUGAUACAAGGGUAUAAAUUUAUUCUUGUUUGGAAGGUUAUAUUUCAAGAUAUUAUAACUGCAAUUAGUGAAUCUCAAAUACGAUUAUUUGUAACCGAUAUGAAUAAUAAUCAAUGUGAUCAACUCAAUUAUAUAAAUGAAAUGUUCAAUAAUCUAAUUGUUCAAUAUGGAGUUAUAAAUUCCCUACAAACUAUUCUUAAAAAUGUGUUUCCUACAACUGUUAUAUAA
This is a messenger RNA of Hemisphaericaspora subhashii, 1200 nucleotides long. RefSeq lists its product as uncharacterized. Bases 1 to 1200 code for a protein of 399 amino acids. The record is from RefSeq and is a predicted model, not a curated record. The transcript has a single exon. NCBI's taxonomy places the organism in Eukaryota, Fungi, Ascomycota, Pichiomycetes, Serinales, Debaryomycetaceae.